Petromyzon marinus (sea lamprey) is the source of this 6110-nucleotide messenger RNA. Its product is annotated as nuclear receptor subfamily 1 group D member 2-like. Gene Ontology annotation, molecular function: nuclear receptor activity; zinc ion binding; RNA polymerase II cis-regulatory region sequence-specific DNA binding. Gene Ontology annotation, biological process: positive regulation of transcription by RNA polymerase II; hormone-mediated signaling pathway; cell differentiation. NCBI's taxonomy places the organism in Eukaryota, Metazoa, Chordata, Hyperoartia, Petromyzontiformes, Petromyzontidae. The record is from RefSeq and is a predicted model, not a curated record.
UUCCCCAUCCCUCCCACCCUCGGGCCGCGUGAGCUGCGCCAACUGGGAAAGGCGGCAGAUAUGAGGCCGCGCUGCGCGCCAGGCGAGUGCAGUUAUGAACCACGCGGUCGGUGAGCGAGGCUCGUCGCAGUCGGCACUGAGAGUAGGGGGGGGGGUGGUUAUAGCUUGACUCACUUCGGCUCUUCCCUUACAGCCUAGCACACACACACACGCGCACACUAGCCAGGAAACACCAAUUGUCGUUUCACCCACGCGGUUACUUCUGCUUAACGCUAGCAGCACGAGCAAGCAGUAUUGGUAGCUCCCCCCAUCACCACCACCACCCUCUUAAACCGCCUCUGUUCCACCGAACUGAAGAUUGUCUACAGAGGGCAAGAUCUGCCGGAAGACGGCCAGUGCCGAAGACUUCCUCUGCGCUUCAUUCCGGUGUUGACUUCCAGACAGCAGCAGCAUCAUCAUUAUCGGCGGCAGUAGUGGUAGUGGCAUCAGCGACGCAACAGCAGAGUUUUCGUGUUGAGAGCGGUUUAGUAGUGGCAGCGCCUGGAGUAGUCGAAGUUACUCCGGAGUUAUUUUUCUCAGCGACUUUAAAACAAACAAAUUAUUUUUUUUAGUAUUCCGCGACGCUACGCUUGCCCGACCCACUCGCCGGAGCCGAGAGGACAUCGAGAAGCAUGGACACGAAUCAUCCAGGAGGAGGAGGAGGCGGAGGAGGAGGAGGGGUCAUCUCGUACGCGGGCUCCAUGGGCUCCAGCCCCAGCCCCAUGUCGUGCCACAGCGACAGCAGCGAGAGCGGCUUCGGCUCCGGCUCCCAGUCGCCGCUCUCGUCCUCCCUCUCCGCGUCCCCUCCGCCCGUCGGCGGCCCUCCGGGAUUCCGCCCGGGGUCGCCGGGCCGGGGCGACGCGGAGGGGUCGUGCGGCGCCGGUCGCGGCUCGAUCUACGUGACCUCGCUGCCCGCGAGACAGGACACGGUGCUGCAGGACCACCUGUACUGCCCGCCGGCCGGCGCCUCGCCCGGCUCCGUCGGCAUCAGCCUCGGCGGCGGCGGCGGCGGCGCCGUCGUCACGCACUCGCCUACCUCGUCGCUGGCGCUCGGCCCCACGCACCGCGGCGCCCGGGGCAGCGCCGGCAAGCUCAAGUCCGGCUCCAUCGGGAGCAUUGCCACAAUCAACGGCGUUGUGCUGCUUUGCAAAGUGUGCGGAGACGCCGCGUCCGGGUUCCACUACGGCGUACACGCCUGCGAGGGCUGCAAGGGAUUCUUCCGACGCAGCAUCCAGCAAAACAUCAAGUACAAGCCGUGCCUCAAGAACGAGACCUGCCCCAUCGUGCGGGCAAAUCGCAACCGCUGCCAGCACUGCCGCUUCAAGAAGUGCCUGUCCGUCGGCAUGUCCAAAGACGCCGUGCGAUUCGGACGCAUCCCAAAGCGCGAGAAGCUGCGCCUGAUGGAGGAAGUCCAGAACGCCCUCAACUCCGCAUCCUCGUCCGUCAUGGUCAGCCAGGCGAUAGCUCGGCCAGCGGACGGCGGCCAGCAGCAGCAGCAGGAGCAGCAGCAGCUGCUGACGGUCGACAACAUGGAGUGGAGCAGCGUGGGGCAGGCGGAGGCCGAGGCCAGCAGGGCGCGCAAGCCGUCCGAGUCGAUGCAGGCGAGCCCGGAUGGCGGGCGGCCCCGCAGCCAGCCCGGAAGCCCCCUCAAGAUUAAAGAGGAAGAAGCGGCUCAGAGGGUCGGCGCCGCACACUCGGACGUCUUCCGGCAGCGCCGCCCCGAGGUUCCUUUGGGGCAGUCGAACGUCGUCGGCGACCCCAAGCGGGUUCAGAACUUCGCUUCGGCGCCGGGGGGGAGCCUGGCGGCAGACGCCAUGCAAGGCCCCGCUUUCGCCGGGCUCUCGGACAGCGUGGCCGCGCACGCCAUCCUGGGCGCGAGGCAGGAGGCCGAGAUGGCGCGCGCCGCGUGGAGCGCGCAGGACAACAACAACGGCGGCCAGCGCUACGGGCUGCCGGACAACGGCCGGGGAGAGAGGGCCGCCGCCCAAGCCAGCCUCUUUCGCCAGCGGUGCGACUCGCCGGCGGGCGUCAACGGCAACCGCGCCGGCUUCAUCGACAGCGGGCACGAGAGAGCGCGCUACGCGGGCGGGUGCUCCGCGGGCGCCCACGGGGGCGCGUACCCGGGCGAGGACAACGCCGGGCGCUUCCACGCGGCGCAGCCUCAGGCGAUCUCCGGCCAGCACGGCCAAUACGGCCGGCACGACUACGGCUACGGCCAAGUCUCGGUGUGCCCCAUGGGACAGGGGCACGAGCAGGCGCCGCAGAUGUCCGGCGGCGUGCGGCAUUGGCCCGAGGAGCGAGAGGAGACGUCGUCGUCCUCGGGAGCGCGAAGCUGCCCCUGGAGUGGACCGCAGAGCAGAAAGCUGGCGUGCCCCCUGAACAGCGGCCCGUUUGGCCGCCCCGACGCCAGCGGGGGCGAGGUGUGGGAGGACUUUUCCCGUUGCUUCACGCCGGCCGUCAAAGAGGUUGUGGAGUUCGCUCGGAGCAUCCCCGGCUUCCUGAGCCUCUCGCAGCAGGACCAGGUCGCCCUGCUCAAGGCCGGCACAUUCGAGGUGCUCGUGGUGCGCUUCUCCUCGCUGUUCGACGCGCGCGACAGGACCGUGCAGUUUGCGGGCGGGCGCGUCUAUCGCUUGGAGGAGCUGCGAGCCCUCGGCAUGGGCGAGCUCCUGCACGCCAUGUUCGACUUUGCCGAGAAGCUGGUGUCCCUGCGGCUCACCACCGAGGAGAUGGGCCUCUUCAGUGCCGUCGUGCUGGUCUCCGCCGAUCGCUCCGGCAUCGAGGAUGUGGGGACGGUCGAGCGCCUACAGGAGGCCCUCAUCUCAGACCUGAGGGACCUGGUCUCCAGGAACCACCAGGACGGCGCGACGCUCUACACCAGGCUCCUCUUGCGCCUGCCUGACCUGCGCACGCUCAACAACCUCCACUCGGAGAAGCUGCUCGCCUUCCGCAUCGACGCGUGAGCGAGCGCUUUCGACGGCGGCCGAUGCGCAGAAAGAUUAACAGAGUGCGUGAGGGCGACUUUAUUUAUUGGACGUUUUCGCCCGUUGUUCGUCGUCAGUACGAUGAGCACUUUACUAAGACGAAACGACAGCAACAAAAACACUUGAAUAGCAUCCGUAGACUGCCCUAAAAAGACUCGAGGAUGACGACGACGACGACGACGACAAGCCUUAUAGAAUGGCUCCUAAAUGUAACGUAAGAUCCAAACGCACGUGCAAUUUGCUUCCAAUGAUGGCGCGUGCGUUUUUUUUCUUUCGUGAACUUAUCGACAAAGGUUAACGAGGAGGGUAUCACGACAACUAAAGCUUCCUGUACAUUUGUUUGCUCCGCUCGCAAAAGGCGUGCGAGCGGAGCCAGUUUGGUUGCGGUGCGCGGACACUCCGCCACCGGGGGACGACGUGGCGCCAGGCGAGGGCUGGCGUCUCUCCCUCUCACAGCAAGGGCUUUCGGUGCAACGGACACAGCUGCACUCUGCGACCACGUGUAAAUUAUGUUAGCAGUCUUUUUUUUGUUUACGUAGCGUUUUACGAAAUGGCAGGUUUGUGUUUUUUUGGUUCGUUUGUCCCUCUCGUUUUCUCCCGCAUCGCGAUAAUCACUGACUGGGCGUCGCCGUAAACCCGAGUGAUUUUUUUUGCUCUCGUGGCGUUCACAAUUUAUGACCGGAGCACGAUUUGUGCGUAUCCUUCUGUGCUUCCUACUCCGAGUAAACCGGCCCAAUAAAGUUUUGCUGUACCAGUGAUCAAAAAAAUGUUUCCGGGCCACGUCGAUAAACGGUAAUGACAUCCUCCUCGUGUGUGUGUGUGCGCGCGUGUGUGUAUAUAUACUGUACAAAUAUCCCCGCGUUCUUGCGUUAUAGGAAAGCAAACGACACGCACGCUUUUGUUUAAUCGCAAACAAGCCGGCAGCAAAGCGGCGGCCGUGAAAAAGAAUGUUCGUCAACGCCUUUGUAAACAUUUUUUUUACAUCUGUCUUUGGUUUCUUUUGCGUUCAGCCUGCCUUGACGCUCAACCGUCAGUGAGAGAGUGAAUUGGGAAUAACAGACACCCGAUUUGAAGGCAUUGCAAAUGCUCUCACGCGUAGAUGUCUAUCUUGUCGUGGGUUUGUUGAUAAUUUAAAUCGCAUCAGACGUACGCACAGACGCGGGCUGCGGUAACUUCUGCGCGAUGCAUUGACCGCUAACAAGGAAAGCUUCAGGCACUUAGGGUGGCAUUGUAUAGCAGUGCAAAAGUGCGAUCAUUUCCAGUUUUUUUCACUUUGUCCCCCUUUAUGUGGGGGAGUUUUUAUUUUCUUUGUAACUUAAGCGUGCACGUGUGAGCAAGCGAGCGAGCUUUCUCGAGUGUUUAUACGAGUCAUGGCAUUGACGUUUCAUGAACCCCCAAUGUAUUUGUGUCAACUUUUCAACCGUAGUUUUAUUUGUUAUUAUUAGCUGCUAGAACUUAUUUAAAACGAGCAUUAAAUUAACACGAUUUUUUUGGUUGUUGUUGCGAGAAUUAUUUAGUGUUUUUUUUUGUAUCGUAAACAUUGCCAUAUUUAAUUUUUCUUUCGUCAUGUCAAGUAAAAUGCGUUCAAUGAUCGCAUGUCCCCUACAUUUACACAAAGUGUCCCUACAUUUGCACCUGUGAGACGGAAUCAACGCGGCACUUAAUGCAAAGGAACACGAUAGCCACCACCACCACCACCAAAACCAAUGUACAGGCCAAUGAGAUAUAUUCAACGAUGUUUUUCAAUCUUUGCAGCUAGCUAUGAUGGCCCUGUAACUGGUGCUAACUCACGCCUCAAGCGGCGAGCACCGUCGUCUGGAGACCACCUUGCAAUUGCACGGCUUUUUUUGUCUAAAUAUAUUUUGUGACAUGGGUCUGAUCCAUUUAUAGAGACAUUGCAAGAGGAUAAUAUUUAUUUCCAAAGCUUCUGCACGUCUUCCUCCCCCCAUCCCAGUGCACUCAUUAAUCCAAAACACUCACCGCCGUCGCUCAGUGCACACCUCUGUAAAGACACGGAGCCAUGGCAAAUAUUCCGUCGUUAGAAAUCAAUUGGGCAUCUGUAAAUGGAUCUCAUCCUGUUAUAAUACCAAUUCUGUUUGUGCGGUUCAAUGUAUUGCUGCGCUUUUCGGCUCACGGCGGACUACGCGAUGAUUCGCCAUCACAACAACACUGAUGUCAAUAAUCCACUACGUGUGGGCGUCAUGAGUGGGCUCACUCACCCAAAUGCGUGUCUGUGUACAUAUUGCGGAGGUGUAAUUCUGCUGUUUGUGUAAUUAAAUAAAUUAGGCUUUGCACGUUCUCCGAAAAAAAGACUUUACAUUAUCACUUAAAUAUAUGCUCUUUCUCAUGGUGCAAUCUGAUUUUUUCAAAUACUUAUGUAAUCCGUAUGUUCUGUGUGUGUGUGCUUCACAUGAGACAUAUCUGUGUAUGAUAUCGGUAUAUGUGGAUUAUUGGUUUGUGGGAAGGAAACAAACUGUGGGGGGGGGGCCGGUGGGGGGGGGGGGGAGGUCGCAAUCAACAAAAACAGAACAAGAGGGCGUAUUAAAUACAAGAAUAGAAUGUAUUCCGCAAUUGUGACUGAUUCGGUGCCUACACCAAAUGAAUGUUUCAGAAAGAUGUAUAAUAUAUAGGCAAAGAGAGAUAUAUUGUAAACGAGAGAGCACUUGUUUGGUAGUAGAAGAAUAAGGAGAAGAAGAAGACGAAAAACAAAACGAUUACAAAAACUCACAAAUGGAUCUUACAUUGGUUCGACGAGUGUAUGCAAGGAAUAUGUGCAUACGAGUUGUGGUGUAUACGUUUUUAUUGACGGCUGUCAGUCACUUCCACCAACCAACGCUGAUUGGGCAUUGUCCACGUUUUCCUUUGAUUGAGGAAAAUAAUUGAAUGUGUUGUGGGGGGGCGGGCGGCGUGGAGGGAGGCUCGGAUUUGGUUGUUGCUGUUAAGCUGCUUGGAUACUGUAACAUACAUUUUGCCAGUGUGUCCACAUGCUCGGAAUUACCAUUUACAUUGUCCCGUCUUCAUCCUUGUGUCCACCGCAACUGUUGCUGGUUAUGCAUUCCCUGCCCAAUAAACGUGCCGUUGUUAAAAUUA